CCAGUUGUUAAACCUCGCUAACUUGCUAAUGUAACUCAAAUAAUUAAAGUGACGUGUACAGGCUCUACUCUGAGGUUACAGGGGCAACUCUUGGAUCUAAUGCGAAUGGAAGAUAUCUAUAACGCGUGAAACUAGUAAGUGAAAGAGGGAGAGAGAAUGAGAUCGGGAGGGGAGGGAAAAAGGAGAGACAAAGCGAAAGAGAACGAGAAUUUCAGAAACACUGGAAUGUAGUUGGUAACGCCAUCUGCGGAAUGCACCAUGCAGCAUUCUUAUGCGAACAAUACAACUACAGGGACACGCGUAACGCAACAAUGGCGACCUGAAACAUUGGCGUGCGCUUCCUUGCUCCAUAUACUUGUGACAUCUCGCCACUGUUUACUGUAUCUUUUCUUCAUAUUCGUGAAUGUGAAAUACAUUCUUGCUGCCGUAAAAUAUGUGACUAGUGAAUUAGACAAACAAAAAACGAGAAAUUGUGCGGAGCCAGCAGUUAAAGUUAGUUAGUCGUAGGACACAAUUCAAUGGUGUUGGUCUCUGCCGAAAAAACGGGAAAGCCAUGUAUACAUUCAUAUCCUGUAAACUAUAAUGUUCUGUGGAGAAAUAGUGAAUACUUACCAUCAAAAUCUAUUGUGGUGCUGAUACGGCAUGUUGAAAUAAGGGAAGCGAACGAGGGAGAUGAGCCACAAUAUUGCAGGCAUGCCACCCUUUGCAAGGAUGCCUUUGGGGGGUAUGGGUAUGGGUGUGAAUAUGGGUCCUAGUGCCCCACAUCCCGAAUCUUCUGCUCACCCUCAUCCUCCACCACCACCACCUACAGGUGCCAAUCCAAAAAAGAAGAGACGUACAAAUGCAAAUGUUGCUCAACCACCUCCGCAACAACCUCCAACAGUACAGGAUUUACUUCCUCCACCUUUAACUGGUUAUGGAGAUACAAUAGUAGCUAGUAAUCCUUUUGAUGACACACCACCGCAAACCACACAAACACCAAUGAUGCAUGGUGGACCACCUCACAUGCAUCCUCAUCAUCCACAUCAUAUGAGUGGGCCACCUAUGAGAGGCAUGAGUCCUUUAACUUCAAUAGGUGGAAUGAGUCCUAUGAUGCCACACAAUAUGGGAAGUAUGAGUCCAAUGGGAAAUUCGCCCAUGACAAAUCACAUGAAUCAUAUGGGAGCAAUGUCUCCCAUGAAUCAUGCACCAAUUGGUGGUAUGAGUCCAAUGAAUAAUAUGGGUCCAAGUAUGCCACCUGGCCCAAUGAAUACUAUGAACAAUCAUAUGAAUAUGAGUCACAUGAGUAAUUCUCAACUUAGUGGUCCACCCAUGGGUAGUCCAAUGAAUAAUAUGAACAGUGGGCCAAUGGGUAGUCCAAUGAAUAACAUGGGACACAGUAUGGGAAGUCCUAUGGGUGGUCCAUUAGGAUCUCCUAUGAAUACAAUGGGAGGAUCGAAUCAUAUGCCUAAUGGACCAAUGAAUAUGAAUAAUAUUAAUAGCCAUAUACCGCCCAAUAGUCCUUUAAAUGGACCAUCUAUGAACAGCGUAAAUAGUCCAUUAGGACAUAACGGAUCUCAAACACAUCCAAAUCAUAUGGGUAAUAAUCUUAAUAAUUUAGGAAGACCGAUAAAUGGACCUAUGACUACUAUAAGUUCAAUGGUGUCCAACAAUUUGAAUAUGAGUGGUCCAAAUCAAAUAAAUAAUAUGAAUAUGGGUGGACCACCAAUGAAUAAUAUGUCUAACAUGAGUAUUAAUCAUCAUAAUCAAAUGAGUCAUAUGGGUGGUCCAAUGGGUACAAUGUCUAGUAAUAUAGGAGGCGGUCCGCCAAUGGGUCAUCCUAUUAAUAUGGGAGGUUCGAUACCACCUCAUGGUUUUCAAGGUCCACCGGGAAUGGGACCAAAACCAAUGCCAGUUUCUGCGGGGAAGAUAUAUCCUCCAGAUCAACCAAUGGUAUUUAAUCCACAAAAUCCUAAUGCUCCACCCAUUUAUCCUUGUGGAGUGUGUCAUAAAGAAGUACAUGAUAACGAUCAAGCAAUUCUUUGUGAAUCAGGUUGCAAUUUUUGGUUUCACAGAGGAUGCACAGGAUUAUCGGAAACUGCCUAUCAAUUAUUAACUGCAGAAGUUUAUGCAGAAUGGGUGUGUGACAAGUGCUUACAAUCGAAAAAUAUACCUUUGGUUAAAUUUAAACCAUAACACUUCUUAACUCGUCGUAUAUGCGACAUACGAGUGACUCUUUGUUAGCGUUUACACCUUGUACACGCACACAUGCGCGUGCAAUUGCACACAGAUAAACACAUACGGUAUACAUUAAUGCAUGAGCGAAAUCAUGCAUAUAAUAUAAACAUACGCUGUUUGUUAAUAUCUUAGCUUUAACUUGUUGAAACAUUAGGGUAUCACUAUGAGUCAUAUUGGUGAAUGAGAUGGCAAAAACGGCAUAUAGUAUGUUCGAAAGUUGCAUUACUUUUUAAGUAUGUUUAUGACAAGUAGAUUCAUCUGUUUAAAAAGUUAUUUAUCAUUUAACUUUUAAUGUUACAAAUCUAUUUUCAAUCGUCCUAAUCAUAGAUAUAUACAAAAUGAAUGUAGAAAACAUAUUAAUUUAAACAAAAAAUUUUGUUAAAUAUUAUAUAAUUGAUGACGAAUCAUUCAAUUUCAAAUUAUAUUUAAUUCAAAAUUAAAAAAUAAUUAUACAGACUUUUUUACACACAACUAAGUUGAAUUAUAUUUUUAUAAAGUAGAAAUAAAAUUGAUUAAAAGAAAUAAAUGUUUUAUAUAAUGGUGAUAUAUUUGUAUUAUAUUACUAUUAUAUGACAUCAUUUAAUUUUCUCUUCUAAAAUCUUUUCUAUUUCUAUUUUAAAGAUGUGUUAUAAUUAUAUACUUUCGCUCAGUUGUGCAAAAUAUUUCUGUAUACAUAUAAAGAAUAAGAAAAUAUCCAUAUACAUAUUUUAUGGACGAUGAAAUUUUAUUGGGAUUUUAUAUUAAUAAGAAAUUGAACAAAUACAUACUUUGUUUAUUUUAUUUAGGUUUGGGUGAACGUUCCUGAUAAACUAUAAUUGUUAUUCAAAAGUAAUUAACAGUACAUAUUAACUUUAUUAAUAAUUUCUAGUUAUGUCAUUGUCAUUUAUCAUCAGGCUCGUUACGUUGAUUAAGAAAAUCCAAAGGAUAAAAGGAUAAAAGUGGUACUUUUAUAAAAAGUGAAGUUUGCACAUUUAAUUGUUUAAGAACAGAAUAAUACAAAUUCCAAACAAUGUAAAUUUUUCUAAUUAGUACGAUUAUAAAUAUUCAUAUCUAUCUUCGAAUAUCAGAACAUCAGAGAAUUUCUAAAUCCAUUUUUUUUUGUAUAAUUAAAAUAUCGAAGUAUUUUGAGUUUUCAAAAGAUAUGAUUAAAAUAUUGUAUCAAUAUAAUUAAAUAUAAUAAUUAUUGCAUAUAUUGCAUAUAUUGCAAUAAUUAUUUUUAAAAAUACUAUUUCAAAAUUGUUUUUAAAUAUUACAAAUGAAAAUAUAAUUCUUGUAUUUUUAUAUUGCAAAUAUUUUAGUAUAAACCAUGGUCAAUUAUAUAUUUAAUUAUAUAUUAAAAUUAAAGUUUAAAAUAUAUUCAAAAUGUAAAUAAAAUCAAUCAAAGACUUUUUUUCUCUUAUCAUUUACGUGAUAAGAAAAAAAAAUAAAGUUUUUUUUAUCAAAAUUAAAUUAUAACUUUUUACCAUGGUUUAUACAGAAGAUUAAUUCAAGUACAUAAGUAACAUAAGUAACAAAUUUUUUAUUUUUAUAUAUAGUUUUUUAUAUAUCUUGAAACAGAAAUGACAGAAAUUUAAAUUGACUUCUUAUGUUUUCUUUGUACCAUUUAAAAUAAUAUAACAUACAAAAAGAUUAUAUUUAUUCAUGCAAAAACAAACUUUAAAAUCAUAGGAAACAUUAAUAUUAAUAAAAAGUAAUUUGUAUAAAGAAAUAUUAAAAUGAUAAAAGAAUCGAAUCAUUGUUAUAAAAAAAGUAUCUAAAAUAUGUAAUUCAUUCAUAUGUUUAACAAAUCUGCCUUUUUUUGAUGCAAUUAUAAUUUAAUAGCAAAAUCCCGCAAAUAUGAAUUAAACUCAAGGUACUUCGUAUACAUGUCAAAUAAAAUCUAUAUUUAGUUGCAAUAAUAAAAUUUGUGCACAUAUUCACAUAAAUUCACAAAAUACACACAUAUUACAUUCACGCUCUUCUUCAAGUUAAGAUUUAUUGUUACAUUUGCCACGGACUUUUGAUGUCAGUAUAUUCAGAAAGAACUGAGUAUUAUAUCGACGUGAAUGAUUAAGUGAAAUGCAGUGAAAAAAAAAAAUUGAAUUCCGUCGGCAGCUAACCCAAAAUUAAGUCUACGGAUUGUAUAGUUAUAUACAUAUAUAUAUAUAUACAUAUACAUACAUAUAUGUAUGUAUAGAUAUAUAUACACAUACACACACAAAUAUAUAUAAAUAUAGCUAAUUAUCAUUUUACUGUUUGACGCCUGUAUUAUACGGAGGACUGAUUUUGAAAAUUUUAAAAAUAUCAGAUUGAAUGGUUUCUCUAAUACACAAGUUUUAAUAAUUAUUCUUUUAUUCAGUUUUCAAUUACUGUUACAAUUACUCUCCGUGUAAUCCACGCUUUAAUCUCGUUUUAUUGUAAUCCUUUCUAACAAAUAUUAUACAUGAGUAACGUACACAGGAUCCUAUAACUACAUAAUGCUCAUAUUAGUAUUACAACGAAUAGAAUACCAUCUUCACAUAUCUUCAUUCUAUAUUUUGUCAUGUCGUGGAGGCCGAAGGGUCGUGGAUCACGCUAAAGAUCGUUAACGUUGCUUUUUUUCUCUAUUAUGAAAAAUUAUAUAUGGGAAUGCAGGGGAUUAAGCGAAUAACGAGAGAAAAAAAUGUUACUCAACGUGGGACGGGGAAACGGGUGUGUAACCGGAAAUGAUACUAGAUAAUUGGAGGAUCAAGGAUAAUGAUUUUCUAGUACAAACGAAUAAAUCGUAAUUUAAGUAACUACUAGUAGUGUCUAUUUUCCAGAGAUAAUUUAUAUAAGUUAUAUCGUUUGCGAACGAAACCGUUAUACGAUCGUUAUACGAUCAUCAAAUACGAUGCACGCCUAAAACAUUAUGUCUAAAUGAAAAGAAAGAAUCUUUGACUUAUAUUUAACGGUAGCUUAAUCCCUGUAUAAUUUGUUAAAAACAAAUGCAUUUCAUAUGUGUCUGAA
Apis cerana (Asiatic honeybee) is the source of this 5184-nucleotide messenger RNA. It is a transcript of the gene pygo, whose product is annotated as pygopus family PHD finger. The record is from RefSeq and is a predicted model, not a curated record. NCBI's taxonomy places the organism in Eukaryota, Metazoa, Arthropoda, Insecta, Hymenoptera, Apidae.